AUGGUUUCCUCUAUCAAGGCCGUACUUCUGGGUGCUGCACUCGCCACAGCAGCCCCCCUCGCCGACCACACCACCCACGAGACCACCGAGGUAUGCAUGCCCAUCUCAUCCGUCUUCCCCGACGGCCGGGUCCCGGUCAAUAUGGCCGCGGUUGAAGACCCAGCCCAUGAGCUCGCGCUUUGCAAAUUCAACUACUGCGCGCCGGUCAUGACGGCGGACUGCCACACCCUGGCGCCCGCGGAUUGCAACCUCGCCGAGCUGGUCAACCCAGUCAUCGCCAACAUCAUGCUGCCCGCCGCCGAGCACAACACAACCAUCGUACCCCUCUGCGAGCGCGGCGAUAUCACCUUCCCACCAGACCACUCGCACCCUCUGGACCCAAAGCUCGGCGAGCAGCCGGACAAGACGGAGCCCGCCGCCCUGGAGCCCAGGGACAAGUCCGAGUGCCCGGCGAAGUGCGCGCCGUGGGCCGUGCUGCCGCCGUUCGGCCUCUGGUUCGCAACUUGCAUUGCUGAUUGCCACCUCCGGUGCAUUCGUGGACUGUCGUGUCCAUAA
Diaporthe batatas is the source of this 555-nucleotide messenger RNA. RefSeq lists its product as uncharacterized. The transcript has a single exon. The coding region runs from base 1 to 555 and encodes 184 amino acids. The record is from RefSeq and is a predicted model, not a curated record. Lineage: Eukaryota; Fungi; Ascomycota; Sordariomycetes; Diaporthales; Diaporthaceae.